Messenger RNA from Drosophila biarmipes, 1601 nucleotides. RefSeq lists its product as uncharacterized. Gene Ontology annotation, molecular function: protein binding. Bases 117 to 1526 code for a protein of 469 amino acids. The record is from RefSeq and is a predicted model, not a curated record. The transcript is spliced from 3 exons. Lineage: Eukaryota; Metazoa; Arthropoda; Insecta; Diptera; Drosophilidae.
CAAUCACAUUAAAAAUGAAGUUUUUGGAGUCACUACUUUUAUACUUUAAGCUAAACCAGUUUUUUGAUAUUUAUAAACCUAAAAACCCCUUCAAAAUCCCACGUUAAAAAAGAACCAUGUCUUUUGAAGACCUAAAGGAGUAUGAGGAUACGGGUGAAGGAGGCAACCUCCUCCAGGAGGACACGCCCGAUGAGGAGAGUCCUGGCGAGGAAACCCCCUGUGAGGAGCUGCAGGAAAGGGAUCGCAGACUGAUGAACGGCGAGGGUGACAGCAGCGAAGUCACCGAAAGCGCUGAGAGCAGCGAAAAUUUCUUUUUCAAAUCCGUGGAACUAUCCCUCGAGAGAACUUUUCCCCUCGGGAAACCUUAUGACCUGCGGGUGGGCAACUUUGACGAAGUGCUGGAUCUACUCAAGAGCAGCGAAUCGAACAUGUCCGUUCGGAAAAUCCCGAAAAUCUCAGUUGAAACGAUGGCGCAAAACUUGGACCCAGAGAACAUCAUUAGCCUGGAACUGGAUGAACUCUGGCUUGAUUCCUUGGGCCCGGAGCGUUUGCUGAUCGCCGAGGAGCUGCUUGUAGCCUUUCAGAAGAACCUAAGGCCCACCUUGAUAGUGGUCGUCGAGGAGCAUCAUUUCCAUUGCCAUGCCAUGGUGCUGCAGGUGCUCUCGAGCUUCUUCCGCCGCCCCAAGUUCGCCAUGUCGCACGUCUUCCAGCUGCCCAGCUCGAUGGUCAGCGCGCGGGCCUUUGUGACCAUGUAUCGUUGGGCUCUGGAGCCAGCGCAUCGGCUGUCGCCCAGCCUGCUGAUGCAGAUUUUCAGGGCGGCGCGGUUCUUCGGCUGCCAGGAGCUCAUCGGCAACUGCUGGCGGGGCAUCGACGAGGGCUCUCGGGUGCCGGAUCGCGCACUCUGCCUGUACUGCUGCAGCAGGCUGAUGGGUCUGCAUCUGGAGGAGGGCCUGCUGUCGCGCUUGGGCAGCAUCUUCCUGCAGUUCAUCGCCUGCAAGGAGUUCCUGAUGUUGGCAGCGGGCACAGUGAGGAGGCUGCUGGGGCUCUCCUCGCUGGCGGUGAAUUCGGAAAUGGAGGUCUAUCUAGCCGCCAUGAUUUGGCUGGACUACAAGUGGCCCCAGCGCAAGCACUUCGCCUUGAACAUGAUGAACUCCAUACGCUUUAAUCAAAUGCCAUUCGCCUUCCUGAUGAGCCUGUUGAAACGAGGCGGAGAUGGCCCGCCCGUGAUGCGUAUGCUGGCCAAUACGCCGCUGGUGCGCAAGCGGGUACUCAAGGCCUUGAAAGAAAUAAAGCAGUCGAGGACCAGGUAUCAGGGACGUUGCGGCGAUGGCUCCCGCACCUGGAUCUACGACCGCCGGGCGCUCCAUCAUCAUGGGGCCAACUGCCGGCGGGCCCAGUUCGUCGACUUUGACUCCUUUGUGCGCUACGUGGCCUGGCUGCAGACCGCCGGCGCUAAGCACUGGCUCUCCCUGCGCGUCAUCGACGAUCCCGACGUCAGAUGCUGUCCUCUCUAUCAACGCCGCUAGUUAUUGUAUAAUCUUUACGCUAGCUAGUACAAAUUCUAGUGACUCGCAAUAAAAAGCGACUAAUUGUGAUGGUAA